Physcomitrium patens is the source of this 3087-nucleotide messenger RNA. Its product is annotated as protein RGF1 INDUCIBLE TRANSCRIPTION FACTOR 1. NCBI's taxonomy places the organism in Eukaryota, Viridiplantae, Streptophyta, Bryopsida, Funariales, Funariaceae. The record is from RefSeq and is a predicted model, not a curated record. Gene Ontology annotation, molecular function: zinc ion binding.
GAAUCGCGAGAGCUAGUUGGUUCGGCGGUCCGGUUGGGCAGAGUUGGGAAAAAGAAGAUUAGAGGAUCUACGCGUUUUCGCUCUGACUGCGCCACCCGACAUCGCCGCCCCUGCCUCCGUCCUCGCCGCGCCGCUCUUGGGUAUCCCUCGCUCCCUUGAUUCCUCGCUCGCUCGUGAUCCCUCGAUCCCUUGAUUCCUCGCUCGCUCUUGAUCCCUCGAUCCCUUCCUCCCCGGCCUUGCAUCACCCCGCCUCCACUCUCCGUUUCGGUCUUUUUGUUUUUGGCCUCGCCGGUGAUUCUCCCGCUCUCGGCCAACUUCGCAUGUCUGUCUGAGCUGGACGUCGUCUCUGCGUUAGGUGUGAAAUUGAACCGUGUCGAGUUCGAUUAGCUGGCGUCGGAGUGUGCAGUGGGGCACACUGCUGAAUUGAGGUUGGUCAGGCAGUUUCAGGCUUUGUUAACUCCGAUAUGUGAGUUGGUUUGUUAGUGUGUGCGUAAUUUGGAGUGUGGUUUGAGGGGAAUUUUGCACAUUGUGGGUUAGUGUAGCCCAGAGAGUGUGGAAUCGGGAGGUGUUGUUGAGUUGCGGAGUGGAAUUCGGUAGCGUGACUGGGUUUUUUGAGUUUGUUGAGGUGAAUUGGGGUGGCAGAGCAGCUGGGAGUGACUAAAUUCUCAGUCGGGGUUUCCAGAUCUGGUCGUGUUUUCGGGUUGGACCAGUUUUUAGAGCGAGAGUUUGACCCUCGAGAGGGGUGAGAUCUAGUCUUGUAGAGAGCGGCGGGAGUGUGGGCACUCUUUAAGGAUCAAUUGUGGCUCUGUAGCCGUUGUGGAGCUCCAACCUUACUACGAUCUUUUGCUCUGUUGAAACAAUUCCAGUUGGAAAACCUCCGAGUCGUACAGUGCGCAUAAUUGUCUUGAAGAACCUUUCGCAGUGGCAAUCAGUGUGUGUGCAUCGACCAUUUAUGCCUCUGGCGAUCUGGGUGUUGCAUCUCGGAAGCUGGCUUCGUGUGCCAGGGGGGUGUCUAAGAGUCGCGAAAGGCGGCUUGCAAUUUGAUCUUCAAAGGGGUAAUUGUGGAGGUCCCAAGUCAAUGCUGGCCCUUGUGCUGGAAGGGUGCAAUUGGCGGGCGGCAAAUAGAGACACCUACUUGCGUUAGAUAGUGUUUCAGAUCUCGGCAUUAGAAACUUGUGAAGCAAUCAGAAGAGCCAGUGCUUGCUUUUUGAGCAUUACCGACAUUUUCGGAGAUUUUAAGUGGUGGUUUAGAGUAGAAGAUCCACUGUCACAAAGGUGUUUGGCAAUUGGGUCGAAUCCUGAUCUGCAGAGUUGUAGCUGUAAUUUCCUGUAGAAGGAAGCUCAGAGCUGGAAUGCAUCUUUGCGGUUCGCUUUUGAUACAUGAAGGUUCUCUCGGGAGUCAAGUGCGUAAUUGGUAGUGUAGUCGGGAUUGAUGUCUGAAUUUCGGCUAUCAGCGCCUUCAUCAAACAGUAGCCUGACCAGACAUCGCACAUGAAUACCGUAUUACAUCUGGUGGUCAAUUCGAAUCUGGAACCUUGAGCCAUCUCGGACUAGCUUUUGUAGAUCGUGAGAAGGUUUGAGCAUUGAUUUUCAGUCAUGGUGGGUUACGACUUGUCCACACUGCCCCAAAAGCCAGCUUGGUUGGAGUCUCUCUUGGGCGAAAAGUUCUUCGUUCCAUGCGCUAAGCACGGCGCGUUGAAAAAGAACGAGCGAAAUGUGUUCUGCGUGGACUGCAAUGCGGGCGUGUGUCAGCAUUGCGUCCCUGCUCACCAGAGUCAUUGCAUUCUGCAGAUUAGGCGUUAUGUAUACCACGAUGUAAUCCGACUGCAAGACAUCCAGCGUCUGCUGGACUGCUCCUCUGUUCAGACCUACAUAAUCAACAGCGCGCGAGUGGUGUUUCUGAACCAGAGACCACAGCCGCGGCCCUCCAAGGGAAUGGGCAACGCUUGUGGAACCUGCGAUAGAAGUCUGCAAGAUUUGUAUGCGUAUUGUUCGGUGGCAUGCAAGGUGGACGCCGUGAUCAGCAGUGGGGGGGAACUGUCGAGCCUUCUGCCGGGUGAUGGCAGCAAGCCGUACUCGUUCUUCACUUGCUCUCCAUCUCGGACUUCGAAGCACGAACUUGAGGGUGAGCUUCUCACGGAUUCCCCGUUCGAUGUGUCUCCGACACACACAUCUUCAGCUUCAACAGGCAGCGAGGGAGCGGGUUUUGGUGGAGUGGUAUCAACGGCUUCGACUCUUCUGUUGCCCAAGAAAGUGCGGAGUGGGCGUGUUUCGGUGAUGGCCACGUCGCCAAAGUCUGUAAUAUUUCCAGUGUCUGUGAGGAGAAGGAAAGGGACUCCUCACAGAUCUCCAUUUUGCUAGGAAGAUGCUCUUUUAGAGAGCUUGGUUGGAUUCUUCGUCCUCCAUCCCACACAUUUUUUUUGGGUAUCGCUUAGUCGCUUACCUUGUAGUUGUUAUUGGCUUCCCCCUUCCUGGGGAGAGUUUCAUCGACAAAAGCUUCACGUCGUGUCUUACGACUUAUUGGAGUAGCUGAAGCGGACUGUUUUCCUUAGUCCGGUCGAGGGUUAGUCUUACACUGUGGUUGGAAGGAACGGUUCAAUUCUUUUAUGACUGCUAGCUCGGAAAUAUACCUUAACAGUUUACGAACUUUUGGAGACAUACGGGGAGACGAGGCAAUCAGACGCCUCGAUAACCCAACUCAGCCUGAUUUGAAAGGUCUAUAAUUGUGGUGUUUUGGUUUAAGUUUUUUUUCUUUAAUUCUUCCGUGUGCGUUAGGCACCUAUAGUAGUAGGUCGGACGUCCCUUGACAGGACUUGCUCGAGAAGAUAAGCCGAUGGCCAGAGUUUGGGCUUGAAUGGAGUAGAACUCCGAUUUGAAAAGAGAGGACUACAGUCAGGAGGGGACGUGACAUUAGUUGUUGGUCUGUAAUUACAGACAACGCACAGAGAAAUUUGUUCAUGUAGGAGUAGCGUCAAGCAGAUCUUGCUUGUUGUAGUUCUAUUUGUUUCGAGAAUUGGAAUUUGCAUGCUAGCAGACAUGCUAAUUGGUCGUGCUGAUCUUUAAUUUGAGUGCCAGUUUGCUGUUCAA